AUGCAUCCUUACGCAGGCCGUCGCCACCACCCUCGUUGCCGUGUCAUCGGUGGGCCGGCAGGUGAAUCUGUUGGAUCAAGCGAAAAGACAACUGAAGAGCUUGACGGUCAGCUUCAAGCGGCGACUGCCAAACCCGGCAUCGCCGGCCCCGACCCAAAUGUUAGCCCCGCCAAAGCCGUGGACAGUAGGUUGGCUGAUGUAAGUAGUGAGGUUGGGAGGCUUGACGCCAAUUUUAAGAAAGUCAAGAAAGAGCUUCAAGAAGCUGUCAACAAGCUUGACGGAGCCGUCACCUCUUUCCACCAAGCCGCCGAAGAGCAGAUCAAGCAGGCGGCCCAGACGGCCAUCACCAAGGCGGCUGACAUAGUUGCUGAUGGCAGUAGUGUGCCAAGUCAAAUUAACCUGAAUGAGAAAAUGAAGACGUUUCACCAAGCUCACGAACAAAUUACAAAAAAUCUCGAAGACACUCUCAAGAAGCAAGUUGACGAGCACAUCGGGGAGGAUGAUCCGCCAGGUCAGCCGAGUGGUCCAGCAGCUGAGAAAGUGAAGCUUCCUGAAGAGCAUUUUAAGCAAUAUCAAGCAUACGUCGAUGCCUCUGGAGUCUCCGAUCCCACUAGACCAGAUGAGCUAAAAAAGCUAACUGGCCAACUCCCCAGUGCGAUCAACAGCAUUAGCAGUGAGGGUCUGAAAGAUCUCACUGAACUCAUCGAUGACAGUGACAGUGACGUAGCUGCGACUGGUAAAAUUAAUGAAAAGACGUUUAAUGAGCCGUUCAACAAGAUUAAGAAUGAGCUUGAAGCGAUCAAGGAACUGGUUGCUGGUGAGGAUGGCCAAGAUGCAUGGUCUACAAAUGACAAUAAGGGGAUUAAAAUUUAUCUAGGGUAUCUUAAAGAUGGCCUUAAUUCAGAAGAAUGGAAACCAGUUGGUAUACCGGUCCAAGGCCUCGCUAAAAUAGCGCAGAACAUUCGUCAUCUGCAAAAUGUGAAUUUGACUAACAAGCCCAUUGACAUCGAUUACGCCGUGAGAGCAAUUAAAGGGGAGGUUAAGGAGCUAAGAGAGAAAUUGAAGAAAGACAAUGAUAAUACUGGCGUCAUCAACGUGUUGACAGACUUGAAGGACAGCGGUCUGAGUAAAUUUUUCAACGCUUGGCCGGCGGACAGCAAAACGCUUAACGGCCUUGGGAGCAUACACAAAGACCUCAAGAGGGAGAAUGAUAAGUUGCCGAAGCAGACAAAAAUCAUCGAUGAUACGAUUAAUAUAGUCAAGCAACAAAUAAAUGAUGCGUUAAGGGAUGUCGGAUUCAAAUUGCAUCAUGACCUAGUAGAUGACGACGUGGUGGACCAGUUGGGCCGCUUGGCAAAAAUGAUCGGCAUGAGUGAGGAGGGAUAUAUUAACAAUCUUGAAGCAAUUCGUUACACACUUUAUUGGUUGCAAGGCAACGAUUUUACAUCCAAUCCCACAACCAUAGGAGAUGCCAACGAGGCAAUCAAGGAAGCACUCACAGCGCAGAUGAGCACGCUGGACAAAGAUGUCAUUAAGACGCUGAGUGAUUUGAAGGACAAAGGGAUGAGUAACGUGCCAAGUUGGGAGCAUAAUAAUCACAAUGUUAAGGGCUUAGAGAAUAUUGAAAAUGCGCUUCAAAAUCAACAAAAGCAGUUGACUCAGCAACCACAAAAUAUCCAAAAUGGCGUCACGCUAAUCACCGGGGAGCUUACAAGGCUGAGGAAGGAGUUGCUGGGUGAGGAGGACACUGAUCCAGUAAAAAGAGGCGUGAUAAAGAAUGUGGAAUUUAUGAUAGAGAAGAUUGGUAAGGACAAAAAUGAUGGUCUUGAUAAAAUCACAAAUGAGAUUGACAGGCUCAACAGGGAGACAGUCCCUGACGUCAACAAGCAUCUGGGGGACCUGUGCGGUGUGAUUUCGGACAAUGCUGCAAAGACAAAUUGGCAACUGGAUUAUUUCAAAGAGGAUAACAUUGAUGAUAAACUGCAAGGCAUAAAGAAAGACAUUCACACCCUCAGCACCGGUGACCUCCAGGAGGCAAUAGAGAUGUGCGACAAGUUCCUCACCAACGCCGAUUACAUAAAAUGGGAGAAAGUAGAAAACAUUGAACGCUUCGUAGACAGUGAGAUUGAAAAGGCAAUCGCGGAGCUCAGCAAGCAGGCGCGGCGGGACUACGUGGACUCCGCCAGGGACGCGCUGAAACACUUCGCCGCCAAGGUGGCCGAGGAGCUGGGGGAGCUGCCCGGCGAGAUAAACAGGGAUCUCUUCGUGGGCUUCAAGGGCUUCAUGAAGCAGAUGGAGGGUGAGCGCAGCGAAAACAUUAAUAGGCUAAGGAACGUGCAGAGCAGAAUGCUCCGAGCAUUGUCCUCCGCGUUCCAGAAUUUCUUCGCGCCGCUCGACGAGUAUCUCCGUAAGGAGAUUGAGAGAGUGAAGAAGCAGAGUGACGACGAAAAGAAUCCCUCACUGCCGAAGUCGGAAGAGCCCUACGCCGCCGAGUGGGACGCCGUGCACAGCGAUGUCAACGCCCUGCUCAAUUACCUCUGCGUGACGCAGGGCUUCGACGACAGGCUGCGAGGCCUGCUCCACAACCUCACCGACGCGCUCACACAGCUGACUCCGCAGUCGUUCCAGAAGCCCUCCACUCCCACGCUGGACUCCGUGAGCAGGGGACUCAGUGCCUUCGCCGGUGAGUUCGGCGGUGCGUACAUCUCCACUUACUCGGGCGCGGAGUGCCGGGAGGCUGACGCCGACAAGUACGCCAAGGUGUUGCUGAGCAUCAUCCCGAUGACGCACGAGGCGCUUAGCAACUUGGCAGACAAAUGCGGCACCAACUGGAAGAGCAACAAAAUAUGUGAGUUCACCCCCGACGACAGGGACAACGGCCUGGGCAACUACCUCACCAAAUGCGGCUUCAAGGUGUCACCCACCGACGGACUCCAGGAGGGGGAGUUGCAAAAUCGUUUUUCGGGCGGCGCAGUUCAUGAGCUACUUGCAUCCCCAGUUGCCGACGUGACCACCAAAAUGCUGGUCGGUGGCAAGCCUGCGGAAAACGGAAUUAAUGUUGUCGACUUAGUUGCGCUUUUCCAUAACAUGGUGUGUCGCUACCUCCAGGCGUGCCACCUUAAGGUGCACGCAUCGCCCAGAUACCCCUGCACGGUGAGGGACAUGUUGUCUUGGCUCUCAGGCCUGCAGUACACUCCGGUGGCGGACAAACUGCCUGACCACUGCAGGGCGUUGCUCAACCGCAAGUGCGACGAUAACGAUGCCCCCAACAGGGACGACGCUGUCAUGGCACAGUGCAUAAAUGGCCUGCCGUUCACUAUCGCAGAAGCGUGUUCACACGCCGACUCGCUGCUCAUCGCAAUCCAGGGCCACGGCCGCGGCUUUGACCUCGCCGCCUAUCCCUACUCCGUCGACUUCGCCAACAACACCGCACAGCUGUACUACCCGGACGACCCCGCCGAGGUGCUGGAUAUGUUGAGGGGCAUAGUAUGCCGCCUGUGCUCAGUGCUCUACUUCCUCUACGCCCAGUGCUGCCGUGCCACCGCCACAACCAAGGGAUGGCGGGAGUGCCGCUACGGCCGGCAGGUGCCGUCCUCCCACUGGCAGUGUAACACACUUGGCAAGGAGGCCACCGACGCAAGUCACAACUGCCCGCCCACAUCUCCGCUGCAGUCGUUCCUCACAGACAGCUGUCCCAGCCUCCUGCCGCAUAAGCUCAGUGUAGUUGACAAUGCCAUCGAAUGCGUCGACUGCCCUGCCAACCUACCAGGCCAACAGUGCCUCACCCCGCUCGGCUUCUGGGACCUUGGCCUCGCUGCCUCAGUAGAGCGCACCGGCAGGGAACUUGCGAAGUCACUCGGCCGUCUCUGCAGUGACGCCGACGCCUGCCUCUUCCAACUCUGCCGAACGCUGCGCUUGCUGUGCCCCUCAGCACCGCAGUCACUCGGCGACGUGUUCGCGCUGUUCAGUCAUCUGCUGAGAAUGUGGAACCACGAAUCGUCCCGGCGUGCGUACUCUCACCAUGAGAGUUACCUAACGCAUCUGAACGGUGAUGCUAUAAACAGUCUCUUCCCGCUGUGGCCGCAGCUCCACGGCAGUUACCAAAAUCGCAAUCUCACCGACGCGCUCAAGGCACUCGCCGGCCAUGACCAUGACAACUCAGGGCACAAUGCCCUCUCAAGCCUCUCCGCCGAGCCCCCUUGUCAAUCACCCAGUGGAUGCGCCCCCUUCCUCCAGCCGCUGGCGCUGCACGCCAACCACACCUUCCCGCAGAAGCACGCACAGCUGUAUGUCUCGUGGAUAGUGUGGCUGGCAUGGCAGCUGUGGGAGCUGCUGGAGUCCCUGCUGGACGCCUUGAACAACAUCGACUGCACGGCCCACGGCUGUUCCACGUGCCUCUGUUCUCCUGGUAAGCACGGCGACAAGGACUCCUGCCACUGCUCGUCCCUUGUCGAAUGUGGCGCGACCCUGCCGACACUCUACCGCUACGGAUUCACAUAUCGCAACGCCCACGCCCUGCUCGCCGGCAGCCAGAAGAUGCGGUGCAGUGACCUCAACGACCAACUCACCAAGGCACUCCACUCCGACCACUUCACUCAACUGUUCCACCAGAUCGACCAACUCCUCUACACCAUCCGUAUGCCCUUCCUCUACACCAUCGUCGCACUCUGGCUCAUCGCCGCGCUCUACAUCCUCCACUCACUGCUCUACCGCAUGGACGUCCUGCGCAUCCGCUCGCACCUCCUCACCACCAGGGCCUCACACCUCAUCGACGUCAAGGCUUUACUCGCCGGCAGCCGCAGGAUGCUCUCGCUCUACCGUGACGUCGACUACUUCGACGAUGACUUUGGCACGUGA
Molecule: messenger RNA, 4857 nt
Organism: Babesia ovata
Lineage: Eukaryota; Apicomplexa; Aconoidasida; Piroplasmida; Babesiidae
Product: Extracellular matrix-binding ebh
Exons: 2
Coding region: 1-4857 (1618 amino acids)
Source: RefSeq, a predicted model, not a curated record